Molecule: messenger RNA, 1383 nt
Organism: Nycticebus coucang (slow loris)
Lineage: Eukaryota; Metazoa; Chordata; Mammalia; Primates; Lorisidae
Product: olfactory receptor 2C1
Exons: 1
Coding region: 410-1348 (312 amino acids)
Biological process (GO): G protein-coupled receptor signaling pathway
Cellular component (GO): membrane
Molecular function (GO): G protein-coupled receptor activity; olfactory receptor activity
Source: RefSeq, a predicted model, not a curated record
CUGCUUCUGCCUUCUCUGAGCAUAUCAAAACUUUGGCUGGGGAAAUUUUAUCUAGAGACUUUUAUACAUAAAUCUAAUGGUCAACUCUUUCUAUUCUGUUGCAACCAUUGUUCUGAAGUGCUCUCAUCUUUUUGUUCUGCCUUCAUAAUGCACUUCCUUCACUUCCAUUUUAGCUUCUAUUUGGCAUUCUAAUGGAAUAAAAUUUUCCACCUGUUGGGUAACUGACAGCAGUUUGAGAUUACAACAAAAGAUUGCAGUCAUAAAAUUAACUUGGUACUUAACUAUGGAGCCCGGAGAACUAGCAGACCUUUCCUGAUACAGGUACACCCCCAGAAGCUUGUUCUUUACUUGCUUUUCUCCCAGCAGUUUGCUCUGAACAGAUUCUUUCAAUGGCUGAAGGCAACCAGUGAUGGAAGGGGCCAACAGCAGUUCCUUAGAGGGCUUCAUUCUGUUGGGUGUAUCUGACCAUCCACAGCUGGAGAUGAUCUUUUUCAUAGCCAUCCUCUUCUCUUACUUGCUGACCCUAAUUGGGAACUCGACCAUCAUCUUGCUUUCCCGCCUAGAUGCCCGGCUCCACACACCCAUGUACUUCUUCCUCAGCAACCUCUCCUCUCUGGACCUUGCCUUUACUACUAGCUCAGUCCCCCAAAUGUUAACCAAUUUAUGGGGACCAAAAAAGACUAUUAGCUAUGGUGGCUGCGUGACACAACUCUAUGUAUUCCUUUGGUUAGGGGCCACUGAGUGCAUCCUGCUUGUGGUGAUGGCAUUUGACCGUUAUGUCGCAAUUUGCCGCCCCCUGCACUACACCACCAUUAUGAAUCCUCGGCUCUGCUGGCUUCUGGCUGCUACUGCCUGGUUGGGUGGCUUGGGCAACUCUGUGAUCCAGUCAACAUUCACUCUGCAGCUCCCAUUGUGUGGGCACCAAAGGGUGGACAGCUUCCUCUGUGAGGUGCCUGCCAUGAUCAAGCUUGCCUGUGGAGACACGAGCCUCAAUGAGGCUGUGCUUAAUGGUGUCUGUACCUUCUUCACUGCAGUCCCACUAAGUAUUAUCCUGCUCUCCUACUGCUAUAUUACUCAAGCAGUGCUGAAGAUCUGCUCUGCCGAGGGACGGCAAAAGGCAUUUAACACAUGCCUCUCCCACAUGCUGGUGGUGUUCCUCUUCUAUGGCUCAGCUAUCUAUGGGUAUCUUCUUCCAGCUAAGAAAAGCAACCAGGACCAAGGCAAAUUCAUUUCCCUCUUUUACUCUGUGGUCACGCCCAUGGUGAAUCCUCUCAUUUAUACUCUAAGGAACAAGGAAGUGAAAGAGGCAUUGAGAAGGCUGCUGAGGAAGGGAAGAGAAGUUGGCUGAAAGGAAGCAUCUUCAUUAUUUAUUGCCUCUUCAUC